AUGAAACUGACCUACUUGGAAGCUUUCCACACUCAUGGUGAAGAAUGUGACCAGUCAAAAUAUGCUGCCAAUGGGAUGGACGAUGCACGGUUGAAAGCCUUAAUCAAAUCCCCUCCAUGUGAUUGUGGUUGCGUUGUGCCUUUGUCUACACUUCGCCGGGUUUGCAGAACCUUUUGGUCGAUGGAGAAGGCCAACCAAGAUGCUGUCCUAUGGAGCCUAUUGUCAGCUGAGACUGAUGACAAAAAUGCUGAUUUUGAUUCGGAUGACGAGCUGCUCAGACUUCUGAUCGAUCGGCAUUUGAUGGGUGCAACACGGGAGAUCCUCCUUGAGGAAAGGGAUCUCUCCAAGUUGCCGGUGAGGGAGCUGCCUCCAAACACUUACAGUGGCUUGUACAUGAUGUAUGUCGCAUGGGCACGAAAUGGCAAUCAGCCUCCAUCUUCUCGAAGCACUUUUUACACAGUUGCGCAGAAGUGGACGUCUUUGGUUCCCAACGAUGUUACGCUGAAGAACUGCUACAAGGUCCGCAAGCACGAUGAGCAUGACGCAUCGAAAGUUCAAACCCCGGUACCACACUGCUUCACUUUCAUGAAGAGGUCACGGAUGCCCGUUCAGUUUGAAAAAGUGGAGCGGCUACCAACACAUCUCCGUUCCCAUGAUGACCAGGUGGCAAUGGAUGAUGUGUUCUGCUUGGUGAAGUCAGAGCUUUCGAGCAGCAGUUUGUCACAAGUACCUAUCUUGGUUUUGCCAGGCUCCCUACUUGGCAAAUCGAAGCGCUUUUUGGAGCUGGCCAAAUCCUCCGACCUGUUGGCCAAACCAGUAUUUGAACCGGAGAGGAAGGAUGAGAUCAAACGCUUGGCUGUGGCACUGAAGAGGGAUUUUCCUUCGCUGAGGCGCGGGAUCAAUUGGUACGAGACCCUUUUGGCCCGCUCCGAGGAUACAGAUGUUGGUCAAGCAACACAUUUGUCCUUCCUCAACAAUAUCAACAAUGUGGAAGAGCUGAACCAUCAUGAUUUCCAAUGGGCGGCACGACCGGCUUUGGACACCUAUGUCCCUGCAUUGAAUACGUUCUCUCGGAAAGCUCAUUUGCAGCUUAUUCCAGAUGUCACUAUGGAUGAAUUCUGGCUGCCUUUGAAGUGCUUUGACAUCUCCAAAGAUGCCAAGAACGGCUGUCCGGUGGUCCAAAGUUUGGAUGAGUUUCAAUUCAGCAUUCACUUUCCAGAGUUCCUGAAGCAGGGCUAUCUAUGCUCGAUGGAAAGCAUUCAGUGCAAGUUUCCACAUCGAGAUGGCUCCCGCACGGUCGAAGACCACUCAGUUGGAUUCACAGACGGGCAGACCAAGGUUUUGAUCAUGAUCGCAAUAGUGCUCUUCUGCAAAGAACUUGAGUUUGGAGAGAAAGAAAUGCAAAAUCUUCAGCUUCGGCAUGUGCUGAAGUCCUUCGAAUCAGUACGCUGCAGAAUCGGCUACGUCACAGCUGAGAAGAUGAGCCCAAGUCCCUUAUCCAUGGCUGGUGACAUGGAACAGGCAGUGGCGAUCGAGCGGAGACUUUCUCGCCCCGGUGUGAAGACGGCCCUCCGAGAUGUCCUUGGACGCUGCAUCGCAGACUAUAAUCGAAUGACAGCUCAUCGCCGGCAUAAAAUUGAUUCGGCCCGAGUCUCUCACGAGGUGCUCCAGGCUGACUUCCCUGGCUGCAAAUCCCGCCUGGAGGUGGAUGCAUUUCGUGGCAAGGAUGUCUUUGCUGAGAUUCUUGAGACCACUGCAGAAACGGCCAAUCUGUACUUCCAGAGGAAAUCAUCGCAAUUGGAUUUGCCCGCUCAUGAAGCGCUUCAUGACAUCGCCUGCCUUUGGCAGUGGGUGCGGGCCAAAAUGGAGCGGGAAUUUCCUGCCGAUGUGAUCAGCCACCAUGAUGCUUUGUGGCAUCUCGAUGCGGACCUCCACAGCGUGAUGCGGAUGGCCGAUGGGAAAGUGGCAGAGGGCGAAAGCACGGUCAUGCCGGCUAGCCGUGCUUGGGUACGCAAUAUGGCGACUGAUAUGGGCAACACAUCGGAUGAUCACAGCAUUUUCAUCUUCGUCAACUAUCCCUCUUUAGGUAUCGCGGGUGCGGCAAAGAACGGCUUCCUUUUGAACUAUGUUACAAACAUAUUGAGGCCUGACGCGAAGCGGAAGGCUGAGAAGGAUGAGGAUGAUGAGGAGGAGAAACUUUUUGGCAAAGCCCAGCCUGAAUCUGACAAUGAAGCUCCGGGUGAAGAUGACAAGAAGGAAGAGAGUGGCGAGUCCGCUUUGCUCAGGGAGGCCUCGCCACAGACGAAGUCUGCGACGCUCCCCCACCUUGGGCGUGCGAUGACGGACAUUCAGGAGUUGCGUCAGGUUGCAGGUGGAACUCCAUUUGUUCGAAGCACCAUGGAUGCCUUCAAGAUUCCCACUUCAAAAGCCAACAUCCUGAUCGAUGCUACGGGAUAUGAUGGUUGGGUUGCACGUGCCUGUGUGGAGGAAAUCACCGAGGGCAAUUCAUGUGUAUGUGGCACGGUCUGCUUGGAUCACUCCGGCCAAAGCUUGUUGAAUGGCGUUGCACAAGCUGUCUAUCAAGGCUGCCGAGGAUCUUCUUUGCAGGUUCCCGGAUUCCCUCACUUCGAGCCUAUUUUGGCAGCAUUGAAACAAGGUCGUGCUGCUGCUGCUAACACAUCGUUCCAGGUAACCGUACAACAGGCGGACCGCCUUCUCAUUCUAGAGUCUUUGGCAACCAAAUGGUUGAGCAGUGAACAAACAAAGGAUCGAGCGGAAGAGAUUGUGAAGGACCACAAUGGUCGCUUCAACCCGGAUGGUUCUUUGAUGGGUGACAGGCGCACCAAAGACCAAACGCACCUUUGUUCUUGCUCUUUGCAGUCUUGUGUUAAAAUCAAUCCGUCUACCAGCUGA
This is a messenger RNA of Durusdinium trenchii, 2913 nucleotides long. The record is from the annotation of a GenBank genome assembly. Lineage: Eukaryota; Dinophyceae; Suessiales; Symbiodiniaceae.